This is a messenger RNA of Plasmodium relictum, 1347 nucleotides long. RefSeq names its product conserved Plasmodium membrane protein, unknown function. The record is from RefSeq and is a predicted model, not a curated record. The transcript has a single exon. The annotation marks the transcript as partial. NCBI's taxonomy places the organism in Eukaryota, Apicomplexa, Aconoidasida, Haemosporida, Plasmodiidae.
AUACAAGAAGACAAAGAAAUACAAGAAGAUAAAGAGAUACAGGAAGAUAAAGAAAUACAAGAAAGUAAAGAAGAAAUACAAGAUAAAGGAAUUCAAGAAGACAAAAAAAUACAAGAAGAUAAAGAGAUACAGGAAGAUAAAGAAAUACAAGAAAGUAAAGAAGAAAUACAAGAUAAAGAAAUACAAGAAGACAAAGAAACACAGGAAGAUAAAGAAAUACAAGAAGACAAAGAAAUACAAGACGAUAAAGAGAUACAGGAAGAUAAAGAAAUACAAGAAAGUAAAGAAGAAAUACAAGAUAAAGGAAUUCAAGAAGACAAAAAAAUACAAGAAGAUAAAGAAACACAGGAAGAUAAAGAAAUACAAGAAAAUAAAGAAAAAAUACAAGAAAGCAAAGAAGAAAUACAAGAAAGCAAAGAAGAAAUACAAGAAGAGGAAGAUAUAAAAACAAACAAUGGUGAAAAAAAAAGAGAAAGUGAAAUAAAUGAUAUAAACAAAGAAAAUAGUCAAAUUAAUAUUGAUGAAGUUCUAAAAAAUGAAAAUAAUGUAACUGCAAAAAUUGAAGUAGAAAAGGUAAGCAAGUUUUAUUUGCAAAAUUUUGAUAACAGAAGUGAUUGUGAAGAAGAAAAAAAGGUUGCUGAUUUAGUUACUGAAGUUAUAGAAGAGAUAUCUUUGAUUGAAUAUAAAGAUAAAAACAGUCCUAUUGAUAAUAAUGGAAAAAAUUGUGAGCUAUCUAAUGUUUCUAUAUAUUGUACACAAGUAGAUAAUGCAUGUAUCGAUUAUAAUAAAAAAAAAAUAAAAAAUUUAAGUGAUGCAUUAAAUAAAAAAGAAAAUUUAAGUAGUGAUACCAAUAAAGAUAUAGACAAAAAUAUAAAUGAUAAUACAAAUAGAAAUAUCAUUAGCAAUUCUACUAAUUUACACAAUAUAUCUACGAAUUGCGAGAAUAAUAUAACUGAUCAUCUAAUAGAAAAUGGGGAAUUGCAAGAGAAUGCUAUGAUAAAUGAAAAAAACGAAAAACCUGAAUUUUUAACAUAUGUAAAUAAUUCAGUAAUAGAUAAUUUAAAUGAUACUAAGGAAAACCCAUUAUCUGAAUGUAACAAAAAAUUCAGUGAAAAUUCCAUUGUAAAAGAAGAAUCAUUUAAAAAUACAAAUUUUAAAGAAUCGCAAGUAUGUGAACAAAGAUUAAAUGAAAGUGUUUAUAAAGAAAAUUUAGCAAAAGACAUAGAAAAUACAAAAUUUAGUGCUGAUAAAGAACAAAUUGUACAUAAAAACAAUGAUGAAGUAACUAAAAAUAAAGAUAAAAAAAAACAUAAAAGAAAAAAGAAUAAAAAGAAUAAGGAGAGGUGA